AUGGAGCUUCGCAGCGGUCGCAACGGCGACAGUGCAACUUCGGCUCCUGCUGGCGGCACUUCAUCUACACAACCGUUUCCACCUGCAGCCCCGACCUACGUCGCCGUUUCCCCCUCUCGGAAUCCUGGUGUUUUCAACGGAGUCCGCAGUCCUGAUGUUGGCGACUGGCUCCGCUUAUACGACGUAUCAGCACCAGCCACAGGCCCAGCAGACCUUCCCUUUGGAGAGCUCGAGUCGGAGAUCAAGGAAUCUCAAAGACCCUUGCGUGGGGACCUCGUGGGUAACAGCAAGCGGCUGAAGCGCAUGACUAAAGCAUCCACUAAAUACGCCCGCGACGUGAUCGCACACGUCGACCACGCGCGCCAGCUCGCCCGCACCCGUCUCGAGGCCUCGCAGGAGCAUCAGAGACGCCUCUAUGAUUGCCACCAUCGCGACGUGCACUUUGCUCCGGGUUCUCUGGCGCUUCUCUGGUCACCCAUUCGACGUGUGGGCCUUUCUGAAAAGCUGCUGUCGCGCUGCACUGGCCCAUACCAUGUGGUGCGACAAGUGACCGAUGUCGCGUAUGAAGUCGUCCCCGCCGACCUGUCAGCGUCAUCGUCGGCUAUUAAGCACCGGGACGGUGCUUCUACAGCCGCGGGUGAUGCUACGAAACAGCCACCACAGUGUGGCUGCACUGAAGAGGAGGAAGACGACGUGGACCCGCUUGAUAUAGCGUCGCCAUUGUGGCCUUCCCUUUAUCUCCAGCGACAGCUCACGAGCCCGACAGCUCACCCGCCUGCGGAUCAAGAACCAGCAGAGGCCGGACAGCCGGCAUUACAAUCUGCGACGAAGGUUCUGCUGCUUGGCUUCGCCGAUGAAAACGAUACAUGCUACAACCACACCCGCUGGCCAGUAUCAGCCGAUACAACUUUCACCGAUCCCCCUGUCCAUGACACUGCAAGGCUCGCCCGUCCCCCUGCCGGCCACUUCGGUUGGGGAGUGACGUCAUCCUCAACAACCAGUAUAAGAGCAGAUCCCCAGCGCUUCGACUUCACUGGGCACGGCGGACCACACGGAAAACUGGCUCUGAGCAUGCCUCCCCUUCUGCUUAUCCAGGUUCUGCUGCUUGGCUUCGCCGAUGAAAACGACACGUGCUACAACCACACCCGCUGGCCAGUAUCAGCCGAUACAACUUUCACCGAUCCCCCUGUCCAUGACACUGCAAGGCUCGCCCGUCCCCCUGCCGGCCACUUCGGUUGGGGAGUGACGUCAUCCUCAACAACCAGUAUAAGAGCAGAUCCCCAGCGCUUCGACUUCACUGGGCACGGCGGACCACACGGAAAACUGGCUCUGAGCAUGCCUCCCCUUCUGCUUAUCCAGGUUCUGCUGCUUGGCUUCGCCGAUGAAAACGACACGUGCUACAACCACACCCCCUGGCCAGUAUCAGCCGAUACAACUUUCACCGAUCCCCCUGUCCAUGACACUGCAAGGCUCGCCCGUCCCCCUGCCGGCCACUUCCGUUGGGGAGUGACGUCAUCCUCAACAACCAGUAUAAGAGCAGAUCCCCAGCGCUUCGACUUCACUGGGCACGGCGGACCACACGGAAAACUGGCUCUGAGCAUGCCUCCCCUUCUGCUUAUCCAGGUUCUGCUGCUUGGCUUCGCCGAUGAAAACGACACGUGCUACAACCACACCCGCUGGCCAGUAUCAGCCGAUACAACUUUCACCGAUCCCCCUGUCCAUGACACUGCAAGGCUCGCCCGUCCCCCUGCCGGCCACUUCCGUUGGGGAGUGACGUCAUCCUCAACAACCAGUAUAAGAGCAGAUCCCCAGCGCUUCGACUUCACUGGGCACGGCGGACCACACGGAAAACUGGCUCUAAGCAUGCCUCCCCUUCUGCUUAUCCAGCGAUUUCCGGCCGGCCGAGCCCGCCCAGGCACUACCUUUCUGCGACAUGGACUGCCGGUUUCCCUAACAUCGCCCGACGAACAGCAAUGGCACUCUGCAUGCACCUGUUCUUGGCAUCGACAACUUCUUCGCCUGGCAACCAAGCGCUACUAUCAGCGCUCGUGAUCCGCCUGGUCUACAUAAACUGCCGCCGUCCGGGGGCCAGUUGGGGCAUGCUACCGCAACGAGCGGGGUCUCAAAGAUGCCCAUUCUGCUGCAGGUUAUGCAGAUGGUGACUGCUUAUCAAGACAGAAUCAAUACAACGUGUCCCGUUCCUGAUUACACCGCUUGCAAGGACUGUACGUGCCCGCCCUUCAUCUGCACUACCCUGGAUUUCAAAUCACCACUGGACAUGACAGCGUUGCCUGCGGUUGUUUCUCUCGCUUGCUGGCCAUCAUGGUCACCUUCGGAAGAAAGACUACUAAAGCAGCCGCCGCAGCCAACCAUUCCGGGAUCUGGCGCCGCCACAGCUUCCAGGCACUUACGCUUCGUGUUUCUACAGGUUAUCUAUCUAUCUACGAAACUUCGCCACGUGCACUUGGACCACAACUAGAACACCGAUACCGCGUCACUGCUUCCAUGAUGCCAAUCCUUCGCUGUUUUGGGACGCGUCACUUGAGGCGCCACCUAUUCACGUGACGUCGACGCGUCGGUGUAUAAAGGAGCAGCUCCAGACGUAUACUUUCAGUGGGCACGGCGGACCAUCGACAAGCAUGUGGCUUAAACCGUUCUGCUACCUCGUGCAGGUGCUUGCUCAUGGCCUGGCCGGAUCAACGAUACUACAACUGCCGCAGCCUGACCUGUCUUCAAGAAAUCCAAUCGACCAUCCCUACCUACGAAACUUCGCCACGUGCACUUGGACCCCAACUAGAACACCGAUACCACGUCACUGCUUCCAUGAUGCCAAUCCUUCGCUGUUUUGGGACGCGUCACUUGAGGCGCCACCUAUUCACGUGACGUCGACGCGUCGGUGUAUAAAGGAGCAGCUCCAGACGUAUACUUUCAGUGGGCACGGCGGACCAUCGACAAGCAUGUGGCUUAAACCGUUCUGCUACCUCGUGCAGGUUUUCCUGCUUUGGAUGUUCCCCUUGUAAUUCAGCAAUCUUCGGCCGGCCGACCCCACCCAGGCACUACCUUUCUGCGACGCGGACUGCCGGUUUCCUGAACACCGCCCGACGAACGUACCUGGUCUUGGCAUCGACAACUUCUUCGCCUGGCAACCGAGCGCUCUUGGCAUCGACAACUAUUCCGCCUGGCGACCGAGCGCUACUAUCAGCGCGCGUGAUCCGCCUGGUCUACAUAAACGGCCGCAGUCUGGAGGCCAGUUAGGGCACGCUACCACAACGAGCAGGGUCUCAAAGAUGCCUAUUCUGCUGCAGGUUAGUUAGCUCCCGAACGCGAAAUGCAUUCGAUGUAAUGAUACUUUCUUAUUUGCGGUGUCGUGCCCCCUGGACGCCCUUGACGAUUGGCGGGUUCUGUUAGGCCUGACGCUUUGUUCUUUUUGUAUCAAUGGCCAUCAAGUUUUUCUUUUACUUCUUUUGUCUGGCGACAUUGAAUUGAACCCUGGACCCCCAACUCUUCAGUCUAUAUCAGAGGCCAUUGCCCGAAUGGAGCUCUCGCAAAACACCAUACUG
This is a messenger RNA of Dermacentor albipictus, 3560 nucleotides long. The record is from RefSeq and is a predicted model, not a curated record. NCBI's taxonomy places the organism in Eukaryota, Metazoa, Arthropoda, Arachnida, Ixodida, Ixodidae.